CUCCAUAGCUGCCGAUCCGAUCAACUUUUCAAGGCAUCACAAUAUUAUAAAUAUUAAAUAUGACAUUAUAUUGAAGGUAGAAAUGGACAGUGCUAUGAGUCUUGAGGCAGAAGUGGGAAAAGUAUAGCAUGAUGUGAUGAAAAGGGUCCUACUAAUAAGUAAGAAGACAUUUUUGACUGGUUUCCCUCUGUGCAGGCCGGUGAUGGAGAAGGCUGGUUGCUGCUGUGAGCUUUUUGUCAUGCAAACACUGCUGAAAAGGGGGGUCACGAAGCAGGUGACACUUAAAAGCGCCACUCUGAACCAAAGGAGCAGAAAUGUGUGACUUUCCCUCUACGAUGGAUUUCUCUCGCUUGGACUCUGCAGCUUGUGAGCCACCAUACCUGAUGGGAAUGGCCAGCCUCGCUUCGGACUUCGGUUCUUCCAGUCAUCCCUUUGGAGUUCAGGUCAAUUUUAUCCAGAGCAGAGCUUUUCCUGUUCUUCCACGACCUCGCAUCCUGGACAAUCUGAGAGAUCAACCAAAUUCCCUCUGCGUAAUAGGUGUUGGCAGGAGGCCGAAGUGCAGGCGAGUGCGCACCACCUUCACGCAUGCGCAGCUUCUGGAACUGGAGCGUGUGUUUGCUGAGACUCAGUACCCUGACAUCUGCAUGCGCGAGGAGCUCGCCCACAGGAUCGACCUGACCGAGGCUCGCAUCCAGGUAACAUUUUAUUUUAUUUUAUUCUAAUUGCUGUUGCCAUCUUGUGGCUGAGAUGUGAUUCUGUAAUCAGGUUGGGCAAUAUAUCACUUGUUACGAUAUUGAAAUUUUGAACCAACUACUGAUAUCACUGUACACUGCAUUAUGAAAUUAGUUCCUAAUAAAAAAUGCACAUUUUUAUCUAAAAUUUAACUCACAAGCCAUAUUUAAUUGCACUAGAAGCCUUGAGCUGGUAUGGAGAAAGAAGAUGUUAAUGUUUUAUUGAAAUUGUAAUUCACCUCCAAGGCAGCAGAGGGCUCUAAAAUGCCAAAGUGCUUCUUUAACCCUCUACUGCACACUGUUGCCAAUUGGCAACAUGCCAUUUAUCUGGAUUUUUUUUUUUUUUUUUGAGCAUUUAAAGAAAACUUUAAAGAAAUUUAAUUUUAAAGAUUGGUUACACUACACUGUUAAAGAGUGUGUGAAUGAGUGUGUGUGUGUGUGUGUGGUGCCCUGUGAUGGACUGGUGUUUUAUCUGGGGUGAGUUCACCCACUUUGUGCCCAGUGUUACCGGGUUUGAUUUCAGAUCCAACCCGACCCUCACCAGAAUAAAGCGCUUAUUGAAGAUGAAUGUAGAGGGUUAAAGCAUAAUGCAUGACCAGAAUUGUAUGCUGUUGCACUGAUUCUCAGUCGCCGCAUGGGUUUUCUUUCAGGUUUGGUUUCAGAACAGGCGUGCCAAAGUGCGCAGGCAAGAUCGUGCAGCUAGUGUGACUCGAGCCCCAACUAAAGAAGAGGAAAAUCUGGAAGGGUCUAAUUCACAUGCUUCAUCAUCGAUGAAAUUUGGUGAGCUCUGUUCAUCCAGUGACACCACAUGCAGUCCUCUACCAAAAAACAAUGGAUGGCAUAUGGAAAAGCUUUCGUUCUAACGCCCAACCAUGAUACAGUCAAGGUAAAAUUGUACAUUCGUGUAAUAAAAACCUGCAGCUAACGUUAAUACUGUCAUCUCGGUUUGAAUUCGUAAACAAUUUUGACUGCUUCCUGUAAACACCAUAAACAACUGUUCAUACCAUAUUUAUAUUCAUCACAUUAGGAUGUUAACACUUAAGGGUUGUGCUAUUACUGUAUUCUAAAGCAGUGGUUCGCAAACUUUUUGGAGCCAAGGACCCCUUUUUGACCCCCUCAGUAAGGAUUUGUUUCAUGAACGUUAUUUAAAAUGUUCAAAAAUAAUAUUUUUUUGGAGAGUGCUUUCUAUUACUAUUUCUGUUGCUUUCUAUUACCAAUACAACACAUCAGGUCUGAGUUGACUUUAGUGCUUGGACCCCUAAAUAUAAUAACUCUGAUAAUGUGGGUUGUGAUUUCCACCACUGUAACAAAAUCCAAAAAAAGUUAUGGACUAGGCUUAUACAUAUUUAUGUACAUUAUACAGUAUACAACUAUUUGUACCAUACUUGAUUUUUUCACUCUAAAAAGAUUUUGUCAGGUCCUGAAUGAAACCACCAUUCAUAAGUGUAUAUACAUAUACAUGUACAUAAGUGUAUUUUUUAUUUCUCAGAGAAAUGACUCCAAUUUUUAAAAUUGUAAUUUAAAUCAAUUAAAAAAAAUUUUUUUGUUUAG
Molecule: messenger RNA, 2282 nt
Organism: Pangasianodon hypophthalmus (striped catfish)
Lineage: Eukaryota; Metazoa; Chordata; Actinopteri; Siluriformes; Pangasiidae
Gene: phox2ba
Product: paired like homeobox 2Ba
Exons: 2
Coding region: 315-722 (135 amino acids)
Biological process (GO): regulation of transcription by RNA polymerase II
Molecular function (GO): RNA polymerase II transcription regulatory region sequence-specific DNA binding; DNA-binding transcription factor activity, RNA polymerase II-specific
Source: RefSeq, a predicted model, not a curated record